UAGACAACCAGCGGCCGCAAACGGCAUGGGUGAAACCGAGGUGCUUUUUGGACCUCUACAGAGACCUGGGAGUUGGCCCAGAAGACCUCUCAGAGGACUCCGAGCAAAAUUGGGAUGAGGAACGGGAAACAAAGCCACCCAAAGAUUUACAUUAAAAUUAAACAUAAAAAAGUUCCAAAUACUGGUCUUUUAUUUUGAAUGGUUAUUCAAAACGCGCGCUUAAAGCCAACAACACCCGGUCGCACUUAUUCGACGGAGUUAUCGAUCGCCGAUAUUCAUCGCCCAAUAACCCAAAGCGGGACUAUCGCCAUCGCCCGAUCUGGUCACAUUUACCGGCGCAUAUAUAAGUGGAGACACAGCCCCAGACCAGUCACAUGCUUUCCGACGUGCUUCGAGGAAACAUCACCAAGGAGGAAUAUCCGGAAAAACCAUGUAUAUCGUUCCUGCCAACGACCCAGAACACUAAGAACCCGACGAACUCGAACGACGGGACACGAUGAAGCAAGCAGUGCGCAAUUGGCCCUCCCGCAGCGCCGACGCCAAGCAGUGCGCAAUCGGCCCUUCCGCAGCGCCUGCAAAAGACAGUGCAACCUCCUCAUCGCCAGUGCCUCGCAGUGCAAUAGUCAGCCAGCAGUGAUCUACCCGACCCUUCCGCAGCGUGGGUUUCACUCAGCAAGCAGUCCUCCACUUGGCCCCUCCACAGCGCCAGUGCCUCGCAGUACAAUACUCAGCCAGCAGUGAUCUACUCGACCCUUCCGCAGCGUCGGUAUCAGUCAGCAAGCAGUCCUCCAAUCGGCCCUUAAGCAGUGUCGACAUCAACCCACCAAGCAGUACCACACUUGGCCCUCCCAUAGCGCCGAUAUAGUUAUAAUUAGAAACGUGGCCCUAACUAACCGUACUAUUAAA
Messenger RNA from Drosophila gunungcola (fruit fly), 906 nucleotides. RefSeq lists its product as uncharacterized. The transcript is spliced from 2 exons. The record is from RefSeq and is a predicted model, not a curated record. The coding region runs from base 199 to 741 and encodes 180 amino acids. NCBI's taxonomy places the organism in Eukaryota, Metazoa, Arthropoda, Insecta, Diptera, Drosophilidae.